AUGGAGUUCAAGCAUAAUUCAACAAAUUACCCACGGAAAGAUGGAGGCCCACCAGCAAAGCGUACAGUCCGUGCCACCCCACUGGACACUGGGUUCAAAUUAAAUUUGCAGGCCCUCGCGAAUGCAGCUGACGCUGUGGAAUCUGGUACCAAGUCGCCAGUGUCGGCGCUGGGCGAUCUGGGCGUUCAGGUCUCCCACACAGUUCUGCAGCAGGAUGAUUUAGCACAAUGUCCAAGAUUCACCGUUGCCGUCACUGUGGCGGACAUGACUUUCGAGGGGUGGGGCUACAGCGAGUGGGAAGCUCGAAAUGCAGCGGCACGCGCCUGCCUGGCGGCGCUGCUGGCGCGCGGGGACCGCCUGCUGCCGGCGCCUCCUGGGCACCAGGUUCUCGCCAGAUGCAACCCGCCCAACGGACAAGGGUCGCGCAAGAAGCUGGCAGCGGCGCGCGUGUCGCUGGGCACUCAGCGCGUCGCGCUGCCGCGCGCCCACAGCUCGCCUUGCGCUUCCUGCGCGUUGCCGCUGUCGCAGCUGCUGACGGACCACGUGGCCAGAUUAGUAAACGAGAAAUUUAACGAGCUGAUGCAUGGUGACCUGGUGCAUUCUGAAUGGAAAGUACUCGCCGGCAUCGUUAUUACCAUCAAUCACAGCGUGGAAGGAGCUAGGGUGAUAGCUGUGACUACUGGUACCAAGUGUAUAUCUGGGGAAAACAUGUCAGUGAGGGGAAUGGCCCUGAACGACUGCCAUGCAGAGGUGGUAGCACGUCGCUGUCUACAGAGGCAUCUGUACGCUCAACUUCUGAUGUAUGCGUCUUCACCAGAUCCCCGAAAGCCGAUACCGCAAUCAGACCUGGAGCCAUUGCCUGACGGCGGGUAUCAGUUUAAAAAGGACCGUCAGGUACAUCUGUACGUCAGCACGGUGCCCUGUGGAGACGGACGGAUCUGCCGUCCAUACGAGCGUAACGAGUCUGAGCCGGACAAACGCCCAAACAAACUCGCCUGUGGCCAGUUGAGGACCAAGAUAGAAUCCUCGGAGGGCACAAUCUCCGUUAAGAACUGCAACAAGUUCAUCCAGACCAUGGACAGCGUUUUGCAGAGCGAGCGGCUGCUGACGAUGUCGUGCUCGGACAAGAUAGCGCGCUGGUGCGUGGUGGGGCUGCAGGGCGCGUUGCUGGCGCGCCUGCUGCGCCCUGUCUACAUGCAUGCGCUGGUUGUGGGUUCGUGUCGGCACCCGCACAACCUCUACAGAGCAAUAUGCGGCCGAAUUGAAAACCACAUCUCAUCUCUUCCUUCGCCAUUCCGGCUGAAUCGACCGAUCCUGACGCGCCCUGCUAGCAUUGAAGCGCGUACCCCGGUCAGGGCACCAUCGUUCAGCGUUUGCUGGAGCUGCACCUCCCCGGUGCCAGAGAUAGUGAAUACGACCACGGGCAAGCUGAUGAGUGGUCAGCCGUCGCUGCUGUGCAAGCAGAGCAUGUUUGCGAGGUGGCAGUACUUGGUCACCAGACUCCCACUCUUGCCUUAUGAAACAGAACCGGGCGUGCUUAACAAAUCGGUGCCUUCAGACUUGGAGAAUCUGCCAUACAACGAGGCCAAACAGCUCUGCACCACUUAUCAGGUAGCCAAAGAAUGUCUGGUGGAGGCGUUCGAAAAAGCAAACCUCGGACGGUGGGUUAAGAAACCAAUCGAGCUGGAUAAUUUCGUCUGCGAUAUACACAUUCCAGAUCCGAACGCACUGUUCGCCUUGGCGGGCAACAACCUACAUGUCCGUAACACUGUGCAUUCAGGGACCACACAGUUGAACGAAUUUGAAGAUGUUUCUAUUAAUUCUUAUGCACAAUAUAGCGAAUGUACUGAGAGACGUGUAAUAGAAAACGAACAAAAUGAAUCUAAUAAUGUAGCCAAUGUUUUUGCGGGUAGUAGUAAACAUUCGAUUAGAAAAGGCGGGACAAAUGAUGUAGACAAAGAAAUAAGUCAAACUGAGUGUAGUAGUAACAAUAAUAUAUUAGAAAAAAGUUCAAUAGUUGAUUCAAUGUUUAGUAAAGACUCUUUAGGUGUUGAUAGCAAUGAUAAAGAACGUAAAGAAGAACAUACUUGUAGCUUUAACAACAAUAAGGCUGUUUGCUCUACAACUCAUACUAAUGUAAACUUCUUAUACAGUUCAAAUGUAAAUUUAGCUUCUAGGAUAGGUAUUGAUAAUCGACGUGAUUAA
Parnassius apollo (apollo) is the source of this 2205-nucleotide messenger RNA. Lineage: Eukaryota; Metazoa; Arthropoda; Insecta; Lepidoptera; Papilionidae. The record is from the annotation of a GenBank genome assembly.